AUGGCGGCCAAUCGGGGGUGCGACGUCCCGUCAGCAGGCAUCAGCUACCCCAUCACACUGGGAGACACCCUCCUGUCAGACAAAGCCAGUCACUCCUACUGCUCGCUCCGAUACGACUUCAAGCCAGCGUCUGCAGGCCGCUUCAGGCAGGGAUCCGUGGUCGUGAACCUUCCAGAUGCAGCGGCGCAGGGCACAGAUAUGUCCUUCAGCGGAAGGCAUGAGCACAGCAGGGACGGACUGGACUGCGUGGCCAUCUUUGAUGGGGUGACUGAUGAAAGUGCAUGUUCCAGGCGCGCUGCGCGGGUGCCAACGCCGCCGCCUCAGGCUCUGCAGCCUGAGGUUAUUGCGGACGCUGAUGUGGCGGGUGAUGACAUGGUGGACGCGCUGGUUGCUGCACUGGAGAAUCGGGCCUCGGAAAAGGAGUGGUUUGGGUCUGACGUGGGAGAGGCAAUGGAGGAAGAAGGGCCAGAUCAGGAUGCAGCACAUGAGGAAGAAGCAGAGCCUGAUCGGGCAACGUCACAAACAGCUAGCCCAUCGCCAAGAGCACAGGGUUCUGGGGCGCUGGCAGGGGUGGAUAUGUCAGAGCUGGAGAGGGAGUUUAUGCGUGCGCCGGAUGACUCAUCUGAUGAGUCGGACGAUGACGAGGCGCUCAAUCACUGCAGUGAUGAUGACAGCGAACUGGCGCUGGAAGACUUCUGA
Coccomyxa subellipsoidea C-169 is the source of this 699-nucleotide messenger RNA. RefSeq lists its product as hypothetical. The transcript has 5 exons. Lineage: Eukaryota; Viridiplantae; Chlorophyta; Trebouxiophyceae; Coccomyxaceae. Bases 1 to 699 code for a protein of 232 amino acids. The record is from RefSeq and is a predicted model, not a curated record.